AUGGGUAGAAACAUAAUAUGGAGCUGCAUGGACCGCAAACUACGAGGCGAUUCUGCAAUACGUCUGGUAUACUAUGAGUUGAUCAAUCCUCUCGUUAAGCAUUCGCUCCCGCAUUCCUACACUCUUUAUUAUAUCCUUGUCAUACCAUGUGACGGCAAUCUCCUUGUGGCCGCUGUAGCCUGGGCUGCGCUGCCAACCGUCAGCGCCAACCCAAUUCCAGAAGCCGUGAGCCAGCUCGUUGAAACCUACGCCCAGCUGUUCAAAAAUGGUCAGCGUUCCCCUAUCCUUCGCCGACCAAGCGAGUACGGGCAUGGAUACAAGGACAUCUUCCUCCCUUGGCUCGACGGCACUAUCCUGCAGGGCUGGUUCAUCCCCGCCGCCAACUCCAAGAAGCUCAUCAUUGCCAACCACCCCAUGACGUGCAACCGCUACGGAUAUCCGGGCCAUUUAGAGGGUUACGGGGGGCUUGGGGACUCCCAAGUGAACUUCUUGCCGGACUACAAGGCUCUCCACGAUGCUGGUUUUCACAUUAUUUGUUAUGACCUUCGCAACCACAGCAUUAGCGAUCGGGGCUCCGGCGCCGUCUGUGGCGCGCUCGGAUGUUACGAGGCUCGCGAUGUCGUUGGCUCUUUUCAGUACGCUCGCUCGCAUCCGGAGACUAGAGACAACAGCAAUGGUCUUUUGAGCCGGUGCAUGGGCAGCAACUCCACCAUCCAUGCCAUGGCGCAUUUCCCCAAGUACUUUACGGACAUCCAGGCUCUGAUCCUGCUGCAAGCAGUCUCUGGACACGCCUUCGUGGAGAAGGGCGCCAUCAACGCCAACCUUGAUGUUGCCACAACCGUCCAGGCUUUUGAUAAGCGAAUCCACGAACUGACUGGCUUCCGCUUGAAAGAGCUGAGCCUUGUCCCGCUGGCCAAGAAUGUUUCCGUCCCGACUCUCUUUGUGCAGGUUCGCAAGAACGCUCUAAUCGAUACGAAAGAUAGCCAGGAGAUUUUUAAUGCCCUUGUGUGA
This is a messenger RNA of Metarhizium acridum CQMa 102, 1011 nucleotides long. NCBI's taxonomy places the organism in Eukaryota, Fungi, Ascomycota, Sordariomycetes, Hypocreales, Clavicipitaceae. The record is from RefSeq and is a predicted model, not a curated record.